ACAUAAUGCCUAUCCAAUGCAUAUCACUAGGAUUCUACUACUUGUCAUUGGCCUAUAUAAUCACAUACAAAGAAAGGUUUAUCAUAACAGCUCUCACCAAAACUUGAAAUCAUACAAAGCUUUCCUCUGCUUUCAAAGUCAUUUUACAAGUUCUUUCCUUCCUUAUUUGCUCAUCUAUAUUGAACUAAACGACCAUGGCUAUCCGUAUGCCUCGUAUAAUCAAGAAGUCUUCUACAAAUGGAGACGUUCCGAAAGGCCACUUUGCUGUUUAUGUCGGGGAGAAGCAAAAGAAGAGGUUUGUGAUCCCCAUAUCAUUCUUGAGCCAACCUUUAUUUCAAGACUUGCUUAGUCAAGCUGAGGAAGAAUUUGGCUUUGAUCAUCCAAUGGGCGGUGUCACAAUUCCCUGUAGUGAGGAUGUGUUCAUUGAUCUUACUUCUCGCUUGAAUAGGAUCUGAGGCCUUUCCUUUCACAAUUUUGUAAAGAACUAACCUGGAUUUCCAGUUUGUACAUCAGAAGAGUUAGAAAAGACAUCAUAUAUAUACCGCGUCUUAGAAAAUUAGAUAGAGGGGAUUACUGUCAGAUACAACAGUAGAUCCCAAUCGAAUUGUAAUAUUCAGUAGUUUAUGAAAUGAAAUCUUUUCAUACACAUUUUUAUCCAAUUUGGUUUGAUAGUAA
Messenger RNA from Solanum pennellii, 675 nucleotides. Its product is annotated as auxin-induced protein 15A-like. Lineage: Eukaryota; Viridiplantae; Streptophyta; Magnoliopsida; Solanales; Solanaceae. The transcript has a single exon. The record is from RefSeq and is a predicted model, not a curated record. The coding region runs from base 195 to 455 and encodes 86 amino acids. Gene Ontology annotation, biological process: response to auxin.